AUGGUGUUGUUCAAAGGGAUCCACGAUGCAGUGCAUUCCAGGCCUUCACGUCCGCAAGUAGAUGCUUGUAGUUUCUCUGCUGCAAUUUGCUUCACGUUAGCAAGUAGUGGACUCAAACUCUUUGAUGGGGCAAGCCACGAACAUAAAAACAGUGAACACUCAGUAGCCCAUCCACUCCGUCAUAAAGACAAUGAGUCCCAUACGUCUAAGGUAGAGCUGGGCUCUCUAUUCAAGGAGGAUGAGCAAGAGCCAAGCCGCCUUGAUAGCAAUGGAGUUGACAGUAAAGAGCCCCUUAGCACUAGUGCUUCGGGCAAGGGAGCCGAUGUUACUUCUUCUGAAGCCCCUGCUGGUAAUCCUUUUAAUAUCCUGUCGUCUAGCUCCUUCGAAACAAAGAAGGGACCAUCCACAAGCCAUCUCGAAUCAUCUAUCCUACAUAAUGCAUUUUUCACAAAGCCAGAGUUUGAUUCUAAGUCUGUUUCAUCCACUCGUUCCGAGUUUACUGCAGUCUACCAUGUAUCGUCUGUGACAGAAUAUACUUCGAAGCCUGGCUCUUCUGACUCGUACGGAGAUUCAAAGAAAGGACUAAAAGAAAAUGGAGGCAAGCCGGCGGCCGGAGCCAGGAGCCAAAAGCCUUCGACUCUUGACAACAAUGAAGGCAUGCAAAAAUAUAAUUGGACCACUUUUGGUUCAGCAUCAGUAUCUCGGCACAGUCCUAGUUCGCAUGGGAACUUAAGCAAAGAAGUAAAAGAAAAAGAACUUCAGCAGAUGGCAAGAGCCACAGGGCUGCAGUUACCAACUGUCGACAACAAGCAUCAAACCCCAACAUCGCAUCGUGCGCCUCAUAAAGCCUUAGAUAAGGCUUAUGAAAAACUCACUCACCAAUCUUCGAUCAAGCCCUCUCAGAGUCAUUCGAGUGACGCGUCAGGAAGCUUGAAUGAGGCAUCGUACUCUUCAUUUGCAAGGCACUCCGCUGCAUCGAUCCAAAACUCACCCGCACCUUCUCCCGAGCACACCAAUAAGGUUAGCAAACGUGAACUGGGACCUACCAAGGAGCGUGAACCAGAGGCUGCCAAGGAAUGCGAAUCGGAGGCUGCCAAAGAGCAAGAACUGGUGGCUGACAAGGAACGUGAAUCGGAGACUGCCAAGGAACGCGAAUUAGAGGCUGCCAAGGAGCGCGGAGUGGAUAAGCAUCAGGGCAUCUUGGACAGCACUAGCACUAAAUCAAUCGAGCGCAAGGAGGAUAUGGUUCACUUGAAGCUAGCCGCGCCCGAGCUCAAACGCCGCCACGAUGUGACCAAACCUGCUGUUGCUGAUAGCGCAACAGCUUCGAGUACCCAUAACCAGCCUUUACCGCCUGUAUCCGUGAUUCAAAGUAAAUAUCUUAGACAGUCGAGUUCUAAUUUUGUUCCCAGUGAACAUCGUCAUGAGCUGAGCACUUGUUCCUCACCAGACAAUCCAGACAACUCAGAAGAACAGUAUUUCUUACUAGAUGAGACUGAGUCACCUAAUUCGAAUCAUGGCUCUGGUAUGAGCGGUAUAAAUAAUAACAAUAAGAAUACCGAUCUCUGUUUUAAGGCAAAUACAUCAACCCUUACCCCGUCUAUCGAAGCCUACAAAAAGGACAUUGUAACUAUUGGCUCUCCUGUUCCCACAACUAGUACCACUGGAGCGACUGUUAGGACUCCUGCGUCUCAGCCUCAUGAGGAUCAUGCUUAUAGGCUCAAGCCUUCUAAGGAGGCUACCGCGGCCUCUACUGCAAACGCCACUGCUCCCAAGGCCCAAGUUACCAGCGAUUCAUCUAGAGCUGAGAGGGGUCCCAUGUCGGUUGUGCCACCAGCUGGGGCUCCAGCCUAUGAUCGUCAUCACGCUACGGUGCAUUCGCAUAAUGAAAGGAAUGACUCACGUCCUAUCCAUAGCGCUGCAGGCCCUGCUGCGGUAUCGCCUGUUGCGAGGGCUGCUCUCCCUUCAGCCGCAUCCAGAAACAUGCCACAACAAAAUGAAAUCAAGACUGUUACACCUACAGCUGUCCCUCCCACUGUGACCAUUCCUACUACAACCUCAAAGUCGGACCGGGCAGAGCCACACAAAUACCAGGAGCAGCGCCAGCAAACAGGUUCAGUGAAGGAAAAUGAUGAUAUUACAUCAGCUAAGCCUGUAUCGACCCAGCCCAAAAUCGACCCAACUUUACUGGCCACACCAACAACCAAGCCGAUGAUAGUAGGAAUGCAGGAGGCGAAGAUGCCUAGUCGCCCGCCCGCGCCGAAGCCAUUAUCUGCUCAAACACAUGGUGCUUUGUACAAUAAUAGCGAGAUUACGCCUACGCCACAGAUACACGAGAAGUCAAAUUUUGCUAAACGCUCUCCUGUAUCUGCAUCUAUGGAUACAGCAGUAUCGCAUAAUCAUAUUGAUUCUAUGAAAGUCCCAGUAGCUCAACUCCCUAAAAAAGAGCAGGAUACCAAGAUUUCUCCCAUCUCGAGCCUAGCUUCGGACAAUAAGGAUAAGGAUAAGUAUAAGGGUGAAGACAUGAAUAAUAGUAAUGCUAAGGGCGACCUGACGGCAGAGAAGCUCGAACCCGUUCCUCGGUCCGUGAUUCCUCCCCAACAAGAGUUAGCUGUUAGCAACUCCGCCCAAGCGCCAAUUACUACAACAAAGUCAGUCUCUUUACCCAUCCCUGCACCCCGUCCCGCCACAAUGGUUUCUGUUGCUGCUGUGCCUGCUGCGGCCUUAACGCCCGACAGGCACGGCACUGAGCUUAGCCGCGAUGUCAAAAAGUUGAAGACUAAUGAACAACAACACCAGCAAGGCCAAGAACACAGUAAUGUGAACGCCCAGGUACCAGUUAAUACGGCUAUGCCAACACCCUCGCCUAUCCCCGUCCUCCAUCCUACUACAAUGGCUUCUGCUGCUGCUGUGCCUGCCGCGGCCUUAACGCCUGGUAGACACGAUAAUGUGCUUACUCACGACAUCAGCAAAUUGAAGGCUACUGAACCUGCUGAGCAAAGUCAACAGCACCGGGAUCAUAGCAAUGUGAGGGCCCAAACGCCAGUUAGUGGGGCCAAAUUAUCUUCUUCGCCCAUCCCUGCGCCCCGUCCUAUUGCAAUGGCUUCUAUUGCUGAUAUGCCUGCUGCGACCCUAACAUCCGGCAGAUACGGUACUGAACGUAACCAUGAUAUCAACAACUCGAGGACCUCUAAACAACAUUAUCCAUAA
Molecule: messenger RNA, 3210 nt
Organism: Lobosporangium transversale
Lineage: Eukaryota; Fungi; Mortierellomycota; Mortierellomycetes; Mortierellales; Mortierellaceae
Exons: 8
Coding region: 1-3210 (1069 amino acids)
Source: RefSeq, a predicted model, not a curated record